Phycodurus eques (leafy seadragon) is the source of this 4619-nucleotide messenger RNA. RefSeq names its product polyadenylate-binding protein 4. Lineage: Eukaryota; Metazoa; Chordata; Actinopteri; Syngnathiformes; Syngnathidae. Gene Ontology annotation, molecular function: RNA binding. Gene Ontology annotation, cellular component: nucleus. The record is from RefSeq and is a predicted model, not a curated record. The coding region runs from base 2018 to 2668 and encodes 216 amino acids. Gene Ontology annotation, biological process: regulation of double-strand break repair; protein polyubiquitination; DNA damage response. The transcript is spliced from 6 exons.
AAUGUCUAAUUUUUUAGUUGUUCUACUCUUUCUACAUUUCUCUAUUGAUUCAAACCAUUCCAGAACAUUCAACGACGGGCUACUGGUUAGCACAUCUGCCUCACAGUUCUGUUCGGUUCAAAUCCAGGCCCUGCCUGUGUGGAGUUUGCAUGUUGUCCCCGUGCCUGCGUGGGUUUUCUCCGGGUACUCCGCUUUUCUCCGAUAUCCCAAAAACAUGCGUGGUAGGUAGACUGAGGACUCUUAAAUUGCUCGUAGGUGUGAAUGUGAGUGCGAAUGGUUGUCUAUUUAUAUGUGCCCAACCAGUUCAGGGUGUACCCCGCCUCUCGAAGACAGCUGGGACAGGCUCCAGCACGCCUGUGACACUGGUGAGGAUAAGCGGUACAGAAAAUGGAUGGAUAAAGUUACCCAUCGUUCCAAUCCCAAAUUCAAACAGUUCAGCUCAUUCAAAACAUCUUCGGAACAACUUUCAACAUUAACAUGAAUUUAACACUUUUUACAAUAGUUACCAAAAUGAAGUGUUUUUUUACAUUUGACCUCUUCCUCCAUUUCCUAACCGAUUUGAACCAUUCCAACUUCAAACUGUUCCGCUCAUUCAGGACAUCUUGAGAAAUACACCUACUUCUCAAAGGUUCUUAAACCUUUCACAAUAUCUCGACUGAUUAUUCCAAGUCUUACAUUCUACAUUUCAUUUAAUUCGACAGUAUUUCAGCUUAGUGUCACCUUUCAAGAAUUGAGAAUUUACACAGAAUUUGCAUUCUCCUCUAGUUACAUACAGUAUGACAACGAAAUGCGACAUCAACGUAAAUUGUACAAUGCAAAGGUGACAUGCAGACAAGCGAGCUCACCGAAAUUAGUUAUUAGGGGCUAACAGCAGAGCCAGUGCAUGUGGGACUCCCUAAACCAUGGUAGUAUUUAAAAAAAUAAUAAUAAUAACAUUCAUAAACGGUGUGGUGGCCAAGAGCCCGUUUGCUAAUGUUAGCCCCGGACGGCGAGACAUAACCAACACGACGUUAUUAUUCCACCUUUUCAGGACAUGGGUCCACUUACUAUUAUGUUAAGUAAUAAAUAAUAACCACAGCAAUAGUAUCUUACACAAAAGUCCUAAAUAUAUGUGGGGGGGAAACGUGAAUUUUAGUACUAGUACUAGCAGCCGAAGCGACCACGUUACCUUUUAGCAGAAGAAAAGGAGCAGAGAAGGCGGAAACCGCUUUACGCCAACUCAACUAGCGAUUAAUCCGCGCUUCUCGUUAGAUUUUUUUGAAAAUAACGACCGCUUGACAAUAAAUUGCAUUUUAUUAUAUUUAUUCAUAUAAAAAUUGCGUAUAAAUUAUGUUUCUACGAUAAAACAUGAUAUAAAUGAAAUUGUGUUAAGUUCUAUUUGUUUACGAGAGAAGCGGAUGAACACAUUUCCACUUCAUGCGUCGAUGUUCCAGUACGUCAUCAUGAUGCGCCUCGUGUUUAUGAACGGUCGCUCGACAUUCAAGUUGAAUUAAAUGAACGAAUAUUAAAGUAAGUGUAUAACGUCGUUAGACAUCGAUAAUAUGGGUUCUUGUCGGAUCGAAUAGAAAAGUUGACGGAAUUGGGAAAAGUCGCGAGAAAUCGACACAGUUUGGUGUAAGCUCAAAUCUCGAGAAAAUGUAAGUCAUUUGAUCUAUAUUCUUGCAUUACUUUUCAAGAGAGUAAUCACAAAGUGCUUUACUGUAAUUAUGGAAUACAUUACUAUCAAAUACAGAACCACAACACUUUACAAUUAAUAAAAGUACAAAAAAACACACAAAUCAAAGCCAUAAAUACAAAUAAUAUAUUCUCACUGGAAUGUCUACAGAAACAAAUGUGUUUGUAGCUGCUCUUUAUAAAUGUUCACUGAAAAGGCAGCUGUAAACUCAAAAGGAAGUACAUUCCACAAUUUGGGGGCAAUGGACUGCGAGCCUCUAUUACCCUUAGUUUUUAAACUUGUGUAAGGGAUGUCAAGUAAAAGGCAGUCAACAGACCGCAGUGAUAAUAAAUGUGAGGAAACAUGGACAACGAUGACAAUAUGGAGACACUUGGCGAGCAGCUAUACACUCGGAUUUUCCCCGCACAGAGCGAGCACGCUGGGAAACUGACAGGUAUGCUGCUGGAGCUUCCUGUUCCUGUCCUGAUCAGGAUGCUGCAGGAUGAGGCCAUGCUCGCUUUGGCCGUGGAGAAAGCAGUCAGAGCCCUGCAGGGGGAUAUGCACCAGGAGCCCAGCAAAAUAACAAGUAAAGACGAUGACGACGAAUCCGUGUCUUCUGACUCUUUGGGCGAGCAGCUUUUUGACCUGGUUGAUGUUUACAACACUGGCUACUCACAGAAAAUCACAGGGAUGUUACUGGAGCAGGACAAGGAGGCCGUGUUAAAGCUUCUGUCAGAUCCCAAACAGCUGGAAACACAGGUCAACACAGCGCUCAAGACCUUAAAACAGCAGCAUGCGGAGGUGACGGAUGUCAGCGACACGUCGGACGCGGAGGACACCGAAGGGUUGGGCGAGAAGCUCUUCUUGCAGGUGGAGGAACUGGACCAGCUUCAGGCGCAUGAAAUCACCGGUAUGCUACUGGAGAUGGAUGCGGGUGUUCUCCACCAGCUUCUUAGAGAGCGCACCAUGUUGGAGGCUGCUGUUCACAAAGCAAAAGCAGCCCUCAGCACAUAAAAUAUUGGAAUAUUUGACGAGUAAAAGUUAAAGGGUAUGUGCUUAUAUCGAGUCUAUCCAUCCAUCCAUCCAUUUUCUACCGCUUAUCCGAGGUCGGGUCGCGGGGGCAGUAGCUUUAGAAGGGACGCCCAGGCUUCCCUCUCCCCAGCCACUUCAUCCAGCUCUUCCGGGGGGAUCCCGAGGCGUUCCCAGGCCAGCCGAAAGACGUAGUCUCUCCAGCGUGUCCUUGGUCGUCCCCGGGGUGUCCUCCCGGUGGGACGUGCCCGGAACAUCUCACCGGGGAGGCGUCCGGGAGGCAUCCGAAUCAGACGCCCCAGCCACCUUAUCUAGGUCCUCUCGAUGCGGAGGAGCAGCGGCUCUACUCCGAGCUCCUCCCGGAUGACCGAGCUUCUCACCCUAUCUCUAAGGGAGAUCCCGGACACCCUGCGGAGGAAACUCAUUUCGGCCGCUUGUAUCCGGGAUCUUGUUCUUUCGGUCACGACCCACAGCUCGUGACCAUAGGUGAGGGUAGGAACGUAGAUCGACCUGUAAAUUGAGAGCUUCGCCUUUUGGCUUCGCUCCUUCUUUACCACAACGGACCGAUACAAAGUCCGCAUCACUGCAGAGGCUACACCGAUCCGCCUGUCGAUCUCCCGUUCUAUUCUUCCCCCACUCGUGAACAAGACCCCAAGAUACUUGAACUCCUCCACUUGGGGCAGGAUCUCAUCCCCGACCUGGAGAGGGCACGCCACCCUUUUCUGACUGAGGACCAUGGUCUCAGAUUUGGAGGUGCUGAUUCUCAUCCCAUAUAUCGAGUCUAAUGAGUAAAUAAUAUGUUGCAGCUUUGCGAUUGAUUUUAAUUGUGUGAACUGUGACUUGUUUUGCAGCCUGUUUGUGGAUUUAAUGAAUUAAGCCACCCUGCAAGGUGUGUUUUUCUGACAUCCUGUCAAUUUUUGCACAUACUGUACUGUAAUUUAUAAUGUUUUGAGAUUCUGUUCUGUUUAUGGAAAAUUGACUUUUUAAUGUUGGGUCUCUGGAGGACCUGCUCACUCAUACAACAUAGUAAAUCUUUAGUUAUCUGGCUAUUUCUGAAAGUGUGUCUGUCAUAUUCAUCAGCAGCUGAUAAUGUUAGAAUAGCGUUGGACAAUUUCAUGCAGCAAUUAUUCUGCACCCAAACAUUUGUUCUGUUUUAAAUUCUUCACACUUUUUCACACCUUCCACAUUUCUUAAGUUUCCAUUUGCCACAUUCCGAAAACUCCCAACUUUCCAGUGAAUCAACUAUUUUCCAUAUUCGGAAAAACACUCAAAUUCAAGAUAUUUAACAUUUACCUCCUUCUUCUACAUUUCUUGACCAAAUCCAAAAUACUCUAAAAUUCUACAUUUCAACAAUUCUAAUUACAAAAUUUCCACAGCAUUUCAAAAUUAAUGCACAAUUUCUACAGAAAUUGCAUUCUUGAGUUUCAUGUAGACUCCACAUGUAAAGGAAACAGACACGUUUCAAAGUGCUCGAGCGCAAAAAUACCUUUAUUAAGUAUUUGCCUUAUAUUUUACAUGAUCAAUUUGCUGAAACAAAAGGGGAUCUUUUCAAAUGAAGUUUACAAAAGAAAACAAAAAAAUGGAAUUAAUAUGAGGUGAGCUGAGGGACUGGGGCUGAGAAGUAAUUCCAUUAAAAAUCAUGUAAGUAGUAAAUUACAGUAUGUGUACUUAAAAGUACAACUUGCUCUUGUUUCACAAUGUGGAUUUGUAGUAGAGGUCGUUAACAAACGGGAAUUUGCAUUGAAUGCUUCUCAUCAAAGCUAUUCACACAAAAAUUGGUUUUCCACACACUCGCGCGCACACACACACACUUUUAUCCCUAAAGCUCAUAAAUACAAUCAAUCUGACAUACAAACAUUUGGAUAGAUUAUUAUUUUUUUUGCACAUGUUGGUUCAUUAAAAGAUAUUUCGACUUCAAAGUUGAGUCGUUUGAUUG